AUGUCUGGCGGCAGAGAGAUGAGACAUGCCCAGCAGAGCCUGCGACUCCUUCCGCAAUUCCCAGACGAGAUCACACUGCGAACUCUGGACAACUUACCUGCCACGACACUGCUAAUAUUGCGACAAGCGUCCUCGCGACUACGAAGGACAGUCGAUGCCGAGUCCCCCAGAUUAUGCACAGUCCUGAGGGAAGUCGAAGAGGAUCGGGUGAAGGCGAUGAGUCAGCCGUUAGAUCUGAAGAACCUUUCCAUAGAGGAGGCCUUGCGACUUCGCGUCCACCGCUGGGGUAAGCCACGGUCGAGGGAGUACUGGCUGGAAUGCAGAUCCUUAGCAAGCAGCUACAACACCGCCAACCGGCAUACGGCCAGGGUUUCUUUCCAGGACAACGUCUUCGAAUUUCUGCUCCAUCUCGACGACGUGUUCCACGAAAGUGCCGCGAUGGGCAUGAGACAUGAUUCGGAGAUAAUCUCAAGGCGACCCAGGUCAUACGAGGCAGGCGCGAUGGGUAGAUGA
Fulvia fulva is the source of this 513-nucleotide messenger RNA. RefSeq lists its product as uncharacterized. Bases 1 to 513 code for a protein of 170 amino acids. The record is from RefSeq and is a predicted model, not a curated record. Gene Ontology annotation, molecular function: protein binding. NCBI's taxonomy places the organism in Eukaryota, Fungi, Ascomycota, Dothideomycetes, Mycosphaerellales, Mycosphaerellaceae. The transcript has 2 exons.